CGUGAGAGAGAGCUGUUUCAUUUGUGGUGGGAGAGAGUGGAUGAUAUUCAUUGCUAUAGAGAAUAGGAUGGAAAUGGAAAACUCUACCAUGGUGUAUUCCGAUGUGACAACUGGGAUGGACUCUGUCUUGGACACAAGGCACCUGGACAUAAUAUCUCUGGUUGUCUACUGUGUGGCGUUUGUGCUUGGCCCCAUUGGCAACGGCUUGGUGAUCUACGUGACAAGCUGCAGGAUAAAGAAGACUGUCAACUCUGUUUGGUUCCUCAAUCUGGCCAUGGCUGACUUCCUCUUCACUUCCUUUCUGCUCCUCUAUAUCAUCAACAUCGCCCGUGGCUAUGAUUGGCCUUUCGGUGACAUCCUUUGCAAGUUAAACAGCAUGGUGAAUGUGCUCAACAUGUUCGCCAGCAUCUUCCUCCUUGCUGCCAUCAGUCUGGACCGCUGUGUGUCCACGUGGGUGGUUGUGUGGGCCCAUAACAAGUGCACACCAGGCAGGGCCGAGGUCAUCUGUGUGGGGAUCUGGCUAGCCUCAUUGGUCUGCAGCCUCCCGUUCACCAUCUUUCGGCAGAUCAUGCACUAUGGUAAUUGGACAAUGUGCAGUUAUUCAAUUUCCCAUGAUUCUUCCACCUACAGGAACUUGGUUGUGUUCCGCUUCCUGCUGGGCUUUCUCAUCCCGUUCCUGGUCAUCAUAGGCUCUUACAUUGCCAUAUGGAUACGCGCUAGGCGCCUUCAGAGAGGAACAACUCGCAGAUCCCUCCGGAUCAUCGUCUCCGUUGUCCUGGCCUUCUUCAUCUGCUGGAUGCCUUUCCACGUCUUACAGUUUCUGGACAUCAUGGCAAAUGGCAGCCCAGGCCUCAACCUGGUCGUGCAUAUCGGAAUUCCCCUGUCCACUAGCCUGGCCUACCUCAACAGCUGCCUGAACCCCAUCCUGUAUGUCUUCAUGUGUGACGAGUUCCAGAAGAAGCUGCGUCAGUCCGUGCUGCUUGUAUUCGAGAACGCUUUUGCAGAGGACCACGGGAUGAACUUUGUGUCAUCAACGCGCUCCCUGAGCUCCCAUCUCUCCCGGAUCUCCCGUAAGUCUGAGUCUCUGGCUCCAGGAGAAGGACAUUUACGCCUCACUGGUGACCAGUCUGAUGUUAAAGUGGAAACCGAGGUGUGAGAUGGGAGACGUCUGCAAAAGACAGGGCUAGUACAUCUGUAUUACAGUGUAAUUUGACUGUAUCUAUACUGUAGUUAUGAGACUUGAAAUGGUCAGUAGUUGUGGUCAUUGUGAUUUUCAUGGUGGCAUUAAUCAAAAUCAAUCAAAUGCCUUUUAUAAAGCCCUUUUUACAUCAGUUGUCACAAUGUGCUUUACAGACACCCAGCCUAAAACCUCAAAGUGCAAGCAAUGCAAAUGCAGUUACCGGAUUUAACUUCUAAUGUUGUAGUGAUGUUAUGUUGAAGUUAUGGGGACCUUAUUUUGAUGUUAUGGGAAAAUUAUGGGGAUGUUAUGUUGACAUUAUGGGGAAAUUAUGGGGACAUUAUCACACACAAACAGACAAUGGCACUCCUAAACCUCUAAUUUCAAAAUCUUACAAGACUGUUCGACCAGACGGAUCUAUUAACUGUAAGUAUUUUGGUAUCAAAAAUAAAAAAAACUCUUAAGGUCAUUUAUUAAUUUCUUUGUUUAUAUUUUGCUUGUAGCUAAUAUAAGAGUUGACUCCUAAAAGGACUAUUCGUAAGUGUUUUUCUUUGGUCAGCUAAAGGUUUUACUUCAGACGACAUUCCUUUGUGAUCCAAAACAAACAGAACAUUUAUUGCCUGUAUGUGAUAGAUAUCUUGGACCUAUUUCAUCCAUGUGGACUGUGUUUCUGACCUACAGAUGACAAAAUAACUGCUGUGGAGAAAUCCUUUGAAUUACAUUUCAGAAAUCAAUCAACUGUAAAAACAGCACACUGGCAGAUGUAUUAUAGCGAUAAAUAAAUUACAAUAGCUCAAUACUUUA
This is a messenger RNA of Salmo salar (Atlantic salmon), 1981 nucleotides long. Its product is annotated as C3a anaphylatoxin chemotactic receptor. Gene Ontology annotation, cellular component: plasma membrane. NCBI's taxonomy places the organism in Eukaryota, Metazoa, Chordata, Actinopteri, Salmoniformes, Salmonidae. The record is from RefSeq and is a predicted model, not a curated record. Gene Ontology annotation, biological process: positive regulation of cytosolic calcium ion concentration; phospholipase C-activating G protein-coupled receptor signaling pathway; complement receptor mediated signaling pathway. Gene Ontology annotation, molecular function: complement receptor activity; G protein-coupled receptor activity.